This is a messenger RNA of Dibothriocephalus latus, 837 nucleotides long. Lineage: Eukaryota; Metazoa; Platyhelminthes; Cestoda; Diphyllobothriidea; Diphyllobothriidae. The record is from the annotation of a GenBank genome assembly.
AUGGCACAUCACCUAAUUCACCUGCGUAAGUACCUAGACCGCUGCUCAUCGUAUUACCUCUGCUCGCCGCCUGGAACCAGUCCGAAUGGUGGCCCGCCUGUUGCAGAGGCUGGCAACGGUCUCAAGUUCUUAGCCUUGCCCAGACAGGUUCCAAGGUCCAGUCCCAGCGCUCUUGCCUACGUGAACGAACUUGCCCAGUACCAUGUCGUUGCCGCGAAGACCGUGAUGAGAAAGGACCUUGGAAAUGUGAGCCACUGUACUAUCAGCGACCACGGCAGGGAAGACUACGUGGAGGCCAUAACGCGAGCACGGGAAUCGUUGAACAACGCAAUCGAAACAGAUCCCGAAAACGUGGAGGCCUGGGCAACUCUAGGAGAAUUGUAUUCAGUGGCAGGUGAUCGUGUCUCGGCUAUCAGACACUUUGAGCGCGCAAUGAACCUCAGAAAUUGGCCUUGCAGAAAGUCCAGGCUAUUUCAACUUUGUUUCGCCGAACUGUGUUUGAAGGAAGGAAAAUUUGAAAAAAGCAAACAACUAUUCCUCCAAUGUUGUCAAGAUGCACCGUCAUGCUUGUCCUGGUUAGGUGUCGGGAUUUCAUGUUAUCGGCUAAAUCAACUUGAAGAGGCAGAGGAAGCCCUUGAAGAAGCCAACGCGCUGAAUAACAAAAACGCUACUGUUUGGGCCUAUCUCUCAAUGAUAUCAAUUGAAAAACGUCACGUGGUCGAGGCAGAGCAAAGCUACAAAUAUGCAAUAAAGAUGGGUCUGAACGACAAGGAGCUUCUUGAGGAGUUACACGGGCUGCAAAAUAAGGCUGGAUUAGGCAAUCCCCUGCACAAUUGA